Molecule: messenger RNA, 375 nt
Organism: Hydatigera taeniaeformis
Lineage: Eukaryota; Metazoa; Platyhelminthes; Cestoda; Cyclophyllidea; Taeniidae
Source: the annotation of a GenBank genome assembly
AUGUCGAACUACCAGAACUGUCCAAAAUUUAUCGAGGCAGAGCGAUACCUCAGUGAGAAGCGCAUCCCCGAAUUGUUGCACAACCUCACCAGCUUAGUUAUAUUUAAUAAACCAGAAAAUCCAUUAAGUUAUAUGGUCUCAAUAUUGGAGCGAUUAAAGGCAGCUCAACACGGACGUGGUGAUAAUCCCUUUAUCUUUACCUUGGCAAAUGCCGAAUCCAUAUUCUACAUGUUGGAUCCAAAUAUGCGGGGCUACAUCACGUACGAACAAUACAAACAUGGCUUGGAGACUCUCGGUAUCAGCGAGUUCGAUAUAAUGCCUCGCGGAGUUGGUCAGAAUGCUAUCACGAAAGAGGUCUUUUUGGAUGAGGCGUAA